Scleropages formosus (Asian bonytongue) is the source of this 1794-nucleotide messenger RNA. Its product is annotated as meprin A subunit alpha-like. Gene Ontology annotation, cellular component: membrane. The transcript is spliced from 13 exons. Bases 1 to 1794 code for a protein of 597 amino acids. Gene Ontology annotation, biological process: proteolysis. The record is from RefSeq and is a predicted model, not a curated record. Gene Ontology annotation, molecular function: zinc ion binding; metalloendopeptidase activity; protein binding. NCBI's taxonomy places the organism in Eukaryota, Metazoa, Chordata, Actinopteri, Osteoglossiformes, Osteoglossidae.
AUGUCCUUCUCAUCAUCCUUCACGAUUAAGCGACUGUCCAAAGAGAAAUCUUUUGCAAUUGAUGGGGACAAGCCGAAAAGAUAUGACAUUCCUUUUGUCAAUUCUGGACUGAAAACACCUGUUAUUGAGGGGGAUAUUGCAUUACCUCCUGGUUGGAAUGCUCUUAUAGACCCAGCAAGCAGGUGGAAAUUCCCCAUCCCUUAUAUCCUGGGUGACAGUCUAGACCUGAAUGCCAAGGGGGUCAUUUUUCAGGCUUUUGAAAUGUAUCGCCUGAAGUCCUGUGUUGACUUCAAACCCUACGAGGGGGAGAAGAGCUUCAUAAAAUUUGAGAAAUUAGAUGGGUGCUGGUCAAUGGUUGGAGACCAGCACACAGGUCAACAGCUUUCCCUCGGUGAGAGCUGCGACUAUAAAGGCACCAUUAUGCACGAGCUCUUGCAUGCCCUGGGUUUCUACCACGAGCAGUCACGCACUGACAGGGAUGACUACGUGGACAUCUGGUGGAAUCAGGUUCUUCCUGGAAUGGAGCACAAUUUUGUUAAAUACGAUGACACUCUCAUAAUGGACCAAAACACCCCUUACGAUUAUGAGUCCAUCAUGCAUUAUGGUCCAUACUCCUUCAACAAGGAUCCGCGCUACCCAACGAUCACUGCCAAGGACCCUGCACUGACAAAAGUACUUGGGCAGUACAAUGACUUCAGCAGCAUUGACUUGCUGCGGCUCAAUAGAAUGUAUAACUGCACUUCUUCCCUUACACUACUGGACCAGUGUGCUUUUGAGUCCAUCAACAGCUGUGGCAUGAUCCAGAACCCCAAUGAUAAUGGCGAUUGGUUGCGCACGAAGAGCACUCCUGCAUCACAUGACCACACUCUGGGUGGCCAGUGUAGAGAUUCUGGAUUUUUCAUGUAUUUUGGAACGGACAGCGGAAGAGCAGGUGACUCUGCUUUCUUGGUGUCCAGAAGCCUGUCUCCUAAGAGGAAGUUGCAAUGUCUACAGUUCUUCUACAAGAUAACUGGGAGCCCGAAAGACAAGCUCCAAGUGUUGGCAAGAAAAGAGGACAAAAAAGGUCAAGUCCAGCGCUCCGUCACAGCAGGGACAUUUACUGGUGACAGCAACGUCUCAUGGAAAAUCGCCCAUGUACCAUUGAAGAUGGAUGGGAAAUUCCGAUAUGCUUUCCAAGGCAUCCGAGGUGAUCCAACCAAUUCCCGAGGCGGGAUCCUUAUCGAUGACAUCAACCUAGUAGAGACACGUUGUCCAAGUGGUGUCUGGCAAAUCGAGAACUUCAGCCACUACAUGGCGAGCUAUGGUGUGGGAGAGUACAUCCAGAGCCCACGCUAUUACAGCCCUGAAGGGUAUGGGUUUGGCAUACAGCUCCUACCCAACUCCUACGUGGAGGGAUACAUAGGAGCCUUCUUCCAUCUGACCAGUGGUGAGAAUGAUGACACCUUGCUGUGGCCAGCAGGAAACAGACAAGUCACCAUAACUCUUCUUGACCAGGACCCUGAUAUCAAACAAAGGCAGUCCUUUUCAUUCAGUUUCACCACCAAUGGCAACCAACUCAUACCUGGUUCAAACAUCUUAUUCUGGGACAAGCCAUCCAUCACAGGGACCUAUGACCCAUCAUGUGACUGUUAUCGCAGUUGGACAUGGGGGUGGAAUGCUUUCUUCACUCACUAUGACCUCAAAACUAGGAACUAUCUUAAAAAUGAUGAACUGAUUCUCUUCAUUGAGUUUGAAGACCUCACCCCUCUGAUCAGUACCGAUGUUCCUGUGAAAUCUGAAUCAGACCAGCCCUAG